Messenger RNA from Lathyrus oleraceus (garden pea), 1759 nucleotides. RefSeq lists its product as uncharacterized. Gene Ontology annotation, biological process: regulation of DNA-templated transcription. NCBI's taxonomy places the organism in Eukaryota, Viridiplantae, Streptophyta, Magnoliopsida, Fabales, Fabaceae. The record is from RefSeq and is a predicted model, not a curated record. The transcript has a single exon. Bases 209 to 1321 code for a protein of 370 amino acids. Gene Ontology annotation, molecular function: double-stranded DNA binding.
GUGCAAUUUUAUUACAAUGACAAUUUUGCUUCAAAAAUGAAAUAAUGAUAAGAACAUUGGUGUCUCUAAUAAGGCGACAUGGGUUAAAUAGAUGGAACGAUGACCCAUUUUCACAAACAACAAACACGGCGGCGCAACCGCAACUCCGAUAGACGAAGCAACAACAAUGGUAUGAAUCCAAUUAUCUUAUCACUGAAAACCCAUCAUCAUGUUUUCAUAUCUCCGCCUCUGCCAUAACCCUAACCUCACUUUCAUAAAACCCUCUCCCAUUCUCCAUCUUCUUCUCCAACCCUUCUCUUCUUCCGCAAACCACUCUUUCACACUCAACUACCUCAUCCAAAACCUCGCUUUCUCUCCCGAAACCGCUUCCAAAAUCUCCACCAAACUUCUACUCAACAACUCACAAAACCCCGAUUCAGUCCUCGCCUUAUUCAAAUCCCACGGCUUCUCAAAUUCCCAGCUUUCCACUCUCAUCAAAACCUGCCCCAAUCUUCUCACCUACCAUCCCAACAAAACCCUUCUCCCCAAACUCAAUUUCCUUCUCCAAAAGGGUGCUUCCACUUCUGACUUAAUCGACAUCAUCACCAAAAAUCCAAGGAUCUUAUAUCUAAGCUUGCAAAAUUCCAUCAUCCCAUUUUAUGAUUUAGUCAAAAGAUUCUUCCUUUCUGAUGAAUCCACUAUCGCCUCUCUCAAAGUACGCUCUUGCAUGAUUUAUUCUAAAACCCCAUCUCAGAAUAUUCAAUUGCUGCUUCAAAAUGGGGUUCCUGAGUCUAAAGUUGGUAUUUUGUUUCGAAAUUGGUAUACUGUAUUCACUCAGAACCCUCCGGUAUUUGAGAAGGUAGUGAUGGAACUAAAGGAAUUGGGAUUCAACCCCAAAACUACAUUUUUCACUGUGGCAUUGCGUGCUAAGAUUAACAGCAAAUCGAAUUGGGAAAACAAGAUUGAUGUGUAUAAGAAAUGGGGUUGGUCGCAGGAAGAUAUUGUUUCAGCAUUUUUGAAGCAUCCAUGGUGUAUGUUGGCAUCUGUGGAUAAAAUUGAGGCAGUGAUGAAGUUUUUUGUUGAUCACAUUGGUUGGGAGUCUCUUGUGCUUGCCAAACAUCCAAUACUUAUUAUGAUGAGUUUGGAGAAAAGGGUUAUUCCUCGGGCUUUUGUAUUGAAGUUUCUUGAAUCCAAAGGUUUGGUUAAGGAUGCUAAAUUGGCUAGACCUUUCAAAGUUUCUGAGGAUGUGUUUUUGAAGAAGUUUGUGAAUUGCUUUGAGGAAGAAGCUUCUAAUUUGUUGAAGUUGUAUGAAGAGAAAAGAGAAGUUUCACGUAAUGUUUGAGAAACGGUAUGUGACUGUAAUUUGGGAAGCUACAUCAAGGAUCUCAGCAACCAUGACGCAAUGUGACUGCAAGUUUUGAAGAUAGGUGAGAUAUGCAAGGGGCCUCAGGCCUCUCACGUCUCUUUGACUUUUUUUUUCGGUUUGAAAUAGUCAACAACUUUAGUCAGUGUUUACUGCUAGUGUAAGUUUAUAAGUCUUUCACUUGAUCACCUAUAUGAUUCCUUCAUUGAUUAAAGGAAAAACCACAACCAUUUAGACUAGAAAUACUUGUUGUAAUUGGACAACUAAUAAUGUCUUUUGCAAGCAACAUGAGUUAUACCUUAAACUCACUAUUUGUUGCACAAAUGAUGUUCAUUCGCGUGCAAACAUGAUAUAUAGCCUUAUAAUACAAUUUUGGUUGUGGCUUUGUUUAUACCAAAGUUUAUUGCCUAGUGCCUA